CUCCCUCGCUCCGCCUCGCGCGCCGGGAUCCGUCUUCUGGCAUUUCCUGCAGCCGGGGCCGCGCCGCCAGCUGAGCCCCCGCGCGCCCGGCCCGUUCCCGGAGCUCCGAGGCUCUGCGCACGAAGCCCCCCAGCGCCCACGCCAUGAAGGAGGAGGCCUUCCUGCGCCGCCGCUUCUCCCUGUGCCCCCCGUCCUCCACCCCCCAGAAGGCGGAGCCCCGGAAGCUCAGCCGGAACCUGCUCUUCAGUGGCGAGAGUGAGCUGUACCCCCUCAGCCCAGGGAAGGACAUGGAGCCCGCUGGCCCAAUGCCGCCCAAGGAAGAAGGACCCCCAACCCCAGGCUCGGCCACCAAGGUGCCUCCGGCGGAGUACCGGCUCUGCAACGGCUCUGACAGAGAGUGUGUGUCCCCCACGGCCAAGGCCACCAAGAAGGAGACGCUCAAGGCACAGAAGGAGAACUACCGGCAGGAAAAGAAGCGCGCCACGCGUCAGCUGCUCAGCGCCCUGACGGACCCCAGCGUGGUCAUCAUGGCCGACAGCCUGAAGAUCCGCGGGACCCUGAAGAGCUGGACAAAACUGUGGUGCGUGCUGAAGCCGGGGGUGCUGCUCAUCUACAAGACGCCCAAGGUGGGCCAGUGGGUGGGCACCGUCCUGCUGCACUGCUGCGAGCUCAUCGAGCGCCCCUCCAAGAAGGACGGCUUCUGCUUCAAGCUCUUCCACCCCCUGGACCAGUCCGUCUGGGCCGUGAAGGGUCCCAAGGGCGAGAGUGUGGGCUCCAUCACGCAGCCCCUCCCCAGCAGCUACCUCAUCUUCAGGGCCGCCUCUGAGUCGGACGGCCGCUGCUGGCUGGACGCCCUGGAGCUGGCGCUGCGCUGCUCCAGCCUCCUGCGGCUCGGCGCCUGCAAGCAGGGCCGCGACGGGGAGCCCGGGUCCUCGCCGGACGCGUCGCCCUCGGCGCUCUACGGGCCGCCCGCCUCGGCCGCCAUCCGCGGGGACCAGGACCUGUUCCCACUCAACGGGUCCUCGCUGGAGAACGACGCGUUUUCAGACAAGUCGGAGAAAGAGAACGCGGAGGAGUCGGACGCGGAGGCCCCGGAGCGGGGCGGGAGGCCCGGCGGGAGCGGCAGCGAGGGGCCGGGGGCUGCGGGCUCGCGGAGGGGGACCACGUACGUGGGGCAGGCCCACGAGGAGCUGGGGGAGCAGGGCGAGCGCUCGCAGGUGGAGGCCGUGUCGGAGGAGAACAGGGGCCUGAUCUGGGUGCUGCUGAGGCAGCUGCGGCCGGGCAUGGACCUGUCCCGCGUGGUGCUGCCCACCGCCGUCCUGGAGCCCCGCUCCUUCCUCAGCAAGCUCUCGGACCACUGCUACCACGCCGACCUGCUCUCCCGGGCUGCGCUGGAGGAGGACGCCUACGGCCGCAUGAAGCACGUCCUGCGCUGGUAUCUGUCCGGCUUCUACAAGAAGCCCCAGGGGAUCAAGAAGCCCUACAACCCCAUCCUCGGGGAGACCUUCCGCUGCUGCUGGUUCCACCCCCAGACAAACAGCCACACCUUCUACAUCGCAGAGCAGGUCUCCCAUCACCCGCCGGUGUCCGCCUUCCAUGUCAGCAACCGCAAGGACGGCUUCUGCAUCAGCGGCAGCAUCACGGCCAAGUCCAGGUUCUAUGGGAACUCGCUGUCAGCGCUGCUGGAUGGCAAAGCCACACUGAGCUUCCUGAGCCGGGCCGAGGACUACACCAUCACCAUGCCCUACGCCCACUGCAAAGGGAUCCUGUACGGCACCAUGACGAUGGAGCUGGGCGGUAAAGUGACUGUUGAGUGUGAGAAGAACAGGCUGCACGCCGAGCUGGAGUUCAAGCUCAAGCCUUUCUUCGCGGGCAGCAUGAGCAUCAACCAAAUCUCAGGAAAGAUUGCGUCGGGGGAGGAAGUGCUGGCGAGCCUCGUGGGGCACUGGGACAGAGAAGUGUUCAUCAAGGAUGAAGGCAGCGGAAGCACUGAGCUCUUCUGGAACCCAACGGGGGAAACCUGCAGGCAGAGGCUGAAGCGAUACACGGUGCUUUUGGAGGAGCAGACAGAGCUGGAGUCCGAGAGGCUGCCAGAAGGUGGGCAGCCCAGGCCCUGCUCAGAGUGGGCCCGCUGCCCUGCAGGCUCUGGCAGCAUGUCACCAGGGCCAUCGGCGCGGGCGACCAGCACAGGGCCACGCAGGAGAAGUUUGCACUGGAGGAGGCACAGAGGCAGCGGGCCCGCGAGCACCUGCACGGCCCAGCACCCUGGAAGCCGCAGCUGUUCCACCUGGACCCGGCCACCCGAGAGUGGCGCUACCGAUACGAGAAUUAUAGCCCCUGGGAUCCCGCAAGGGACGUCGCUCAGUAUGAGCAGGACGGGAUCCUGCACACCCUCCGUGGGGAGCCCGUGGCUGGCCAGACUGCCUUCCUGCAUGGCUCGGGGCCCGGACACAAGGGCCCAGAGCGCCGGCUCCGCAAGGCCAGCGACCAGCCCUCGGGCCACAGCCAGGCCACUGAGAGCAGCGGCUCCACACCUGAGUCCUGCCCUGAGCUCUCAGACGAGGACGACGACCUCCUGCCAGGCAGGGGCAGCCCGUGUCCUCGCUGCAGGAAGGAGGCGCGGCGGCUGCAGGUGCUGCACGAGGCUGUGCUGUCCAUUCGGGAGGCCCAGCAGGAGCUGCACAGGCACCUGUCGGCCACGCUGAGCUCCGCGGCGCGCCCCGGGCGGGCGCCGGUCCCCGGCCUCCUGCGGAGCCCCCGCGCCUGGUUCCUGCUCUGCGUGCUCCUGGCGGGCCAGCUCCUCGCCAACUCCCUCCUCAAAUGAGGGGCCCUCGGGCGGCGGCAUCGCCUGCGGAGCCCCGGCGGCCCCGGCCCCUGUCCGAGGGACCCAGCACUUUCAGCCGGCCCCGCGGAGGCGGCGUGGACCCGGGCGGCAGAGGGGCGCCGCGGGGACCGGGGGUGCUGGGCCCCUCUUGGGGAGGCCCCGCCUCGCCUGCAAGGCCCCCGUCCUGCCCAGCCUUAAUGCUCAAGCCAAAUGCAGCUCCGAUUGUGCACUGCGCCCUGGUUGUCUCCCCCGUCACCUCCAGGGACCCCACUUGCCCAGCAGGGGCGUCGGACGCCGGGGGUGCCAGGGCCUGCCCGGGCUGGGGACGGCCGCCCGCGGCGGGACAGGGGCGCCUCGAGGAGCAAGCAGGGGGCCCGCAGCCAGCGCGGGGGUCCGCGGGGCUCAGCCGUCCCUUCCCGCGACGCCGCCCUCGGAGGCAGGGCUCCCCGUGGGGGUGUCUCGGGUGGGCGCAGGCGCGGCCCCCGCUGCUCUGGGCGGAUGUUUUGGUUUCCAUUCAGCCCUUGUGCUGUAUGGCCCAGAGCACAGGACUCACCUGCCCCAGAGGCACCUGCACGCACAGGUAUGAGCAGGUGUGAGCUUGCCUGGCAGGCGGCAGCCCACAGGUGAGAUGGCUGAACUGGGAGGGGCCGGGAGGGAUCAAGGUGGGCACUUGCUCUGACGCUCACAGUCUUCCUUAUUCACACUUUUUCAGUAAAGGUAAUUGCAAUAUUUUUGGCCUCUGUGAACAGCGGUGGCCUCUGGCUUCUGGCCUGGGACCUGUGACAGGUGCCCUGUGUGUGCGUGUGUGUGCCGGCAUCAGCCCAUGUGUGUACAGACACACCCAGCCUUAAACCACCCUGUGGCGGUGUCACCUAGCUAACUGGCCACUUCAUUUUCCGAUUUUUGUAUCUAUGUUCUUGUCCUCCCCACCCCCUGCAUCAGGGACGUGCUCGUGCGCCAUCCACCGAAAUAAACAGACACACACAC
Choloepus didactylus (southern two-toed sloth) is the source of this 3811-nucleotide messenger RNA. RefSeq names its product oxysterol binding protein like 5 (gene OSBPL5). The coding region runs from base 144 to 2705 and encodes 853 amino acids. Gene Ontology annotation, biological process: phospholipid transport. Gene Ontology annotation, molecular function: sterol binding. NCBI's taxonomy places the organism in Eukaryota, Metazoa, Chordata, Mammalia, Pilosa, Megalonychidae. The record is from RefSeq and is a predicted model, not a curated record. Gene Ontology annotation, cellular component: intracellular membrane-bounded organelle; cytosol; membrane. The transcript has 22 exons.